AUGCAGGGUCGAGUAGGUGACGGCCCUGGAGGAGUUAGUGCUUGUUUCGUCGGUGGGCUUCUGUCCAUGCCCGUGCCGUCAACCCGUCUGUCGUUCCGUUACACGGGGGAUCGACCCCGUUCAGCUGGGCAGACGCGCACCACCACUCAGACCGGCAGUGAGGCGGAUGAGGAGGAGGAGGAUAACGAUGAGGGGGAGAAUGAGGAGGAGGAGCAGGACGAGGAGGGGAGCGGUGAUGGUAGUGAGCCGGGGUGGACACCCGAGAUGCAUGGCGGUGGUGGGGACGGGGGAGGAGAUGAAGAUGAGGAGAUGGAAGGGUUAGAGCCGGAGGGGGUGGAGGAGGGGGUUGGUGAAGGAGGAGGGGUUGCCGCGGCUGCCGCAGAGGAGGCCUCUCAGCACGUGGGUAGAGGACGGGUGCGUGGCGGUGGCGGUGUUAAGGUUGGUCGAAAGAGGCCGUUAGUUGGGAACAGGAAGAAGAAACCCGAGAAGUUGCGGACACGAGCGUAUUCUUGCACAUUUAGAGGGGUGGAUUUGGGCGAGGGAGUGGUUGCUCCAGAGUUCAUUGACGAGGAGGGAGAUGCCGAGAGUAGCAGGGGGAGUGGCAAGGGGAGGAAGAAGCGGGGGUGGCAAGUUCAAAUGUUUGGGCCUAAGGGGACUGACGACAAGCGGCAAUGCAAGAUUUGCACAGAUCGAAUUUCCUGGAGGGGAUCUACACCUACACCAGGCGAGCGGCACUUCGAGAGCUACCACACUGCUCAUAUGGAUUUUCGCGAGCUUCUGACCCUGUGCAACCACCACUGCGGGCAGAAGGGCUUCAUACCUUCGCGCUGGACAGUGGCACGCGACAUUGUGGCGUUUAGUGCGGCCGCUCUGCAUGCUGCCAAGGCGGAGCUGCUGGGGAAGGAGGGGGAGUUGGGAUGCAAGGUGUCAUACACCAUUGACAUCUGGACUACACCCAAUGGGAAGGCUUGGUUAGUUGUGACAGGUCACUGGAUUGACGAGACGUUUCAGCUACGCGAGGCAGUGCUGGAGUUUCGCGAGCUGACGGGACGUCAUGGAGCGGUGCAGAUUGCGCAGGUCGUGGAGGACACGGUGGUGAUGUUGGGGUUGGAGGGGCGUUGUCUGGGCCUCACCACAGACAACGCCUCGGCCAACAUAGCCGCGUACCGGAGGCUGAACGAGGAGGGUGGAGGUCGGGCUUUCUUCAACUCCCGCCAGCACUACAGGUGCUUGUCACAUGUGGUUAACCUGGCAGUGCAGGCAGGACUGAAGGUGGAUGCCAUUCGCGCCUUGUUGAAGGUGCUCAGAGACAUGGCGUCCUGGAUUGGGUACUCGCCGCAGCGCUCGGCGGCGUUUCUUGGACUUCAGCGCGGCUUGAACCAGCAGGCCCGUGUCAAAAAACAACCCUUGAAGCUGGUGCAGGACAGUCCAACCCGCUGGGGUUCGACUCAUGCCAUGAUCGACCGCUUCCUUGAGCUGGAGAAUCCGAUCACUGUGUUCCUGGCCUCCACCCAGGGCUUGGCAAAGGAGGACAAGGAGAAGGUGGAGAAGAUGCGCCUUUCAGAUGAGCAGUGGGGGAUGUUGAAGGAGCUGAGGGCCUUUCUCAGCCCCUUCGCCAAGGUCUCCAAGGAAGCCGAGGGGACGGCGUACCCGACGCUGUCGAUGGUGGUGCCGUACUACAACGGCCUCAUCGACGCCAUGGAGGCCCGACUAGCGAAGGGGCCCUCGGCGCUGUUGAAGCCUCGUCGAAAAGGCGCUGAAAAUCAUGAAGAAGUACGCCUACAUCAGCAGCAACGAGGGCUGGAUUGCCACCUUCCUGGAUCCAUCCAUGAAGGCGGCGUGGUUCGACGACGCCCACUGGGAGACGCAGCAUCCAUCGACGGAGCCGAGGGAGAGGCCGCGCCCAGCGUCGGAUCAUGGUAUGGAUCGCACCCUGGCCAGAGGAUCGGCGAGGGCCGCCGCAUGAAAGGGGUCGCAGCACUGGAGAUCGCUAUUGAGGGCGAGGGUGCGGAGGAGGAGGAGGAGGAGGAGGAGGAGGAGGAGGAGGAGGAGGAGGAGGCGGAGGGGGAGGAGGUGGAGGGGGGGGCGGGGGAGGAGGUGGAGGGGGGGGCGGCGGAGGAUGUGGAGGAGGAGGCGGCGUGGGGGAGAGGGGCGGACGCAGUAGCAGGUGGCACGGAUGAUGGUGGUGUUGGUGGGGGGGGUGGGACAGGGAUGUAG
This is a messenger RNA of Closterium sp. Naga37s-1, 2217 nucleotides long. Lineage: Eukaryota; Viridiplantae; Streptophyta; Zygnematophyceae; Desmidiales; Closteriaceae. The record is from the annotation of a GenBank genome assembly.